UUAAUUUUGCACCUUAUUAAAUAAAAAUAAUAAUUGUGUGUGUUGUGUGUAUAAUAUAAGCUCUCGUGCUUCUGCACCACCCUCGAUCUAUUAUUCUUACCCAUUCUGCUCUCUCCAAACCCAAAAUAAUUCUCUUCUCUGUUCUUCGGCCAUUGUCGCAUAAAAGCAAUUAAACUCUCUGAAGGUUUCCAACGAGUUUAAUUAGCAGUAAAGUCAGAAGAGAUCCAUCGGUACUUACAAUCUCUCCAUAGAGUGAAAUCUCAUUUAAUAACCAACGACUAGUCAGGUGAAUGGGGUUGUCUUGUACGUUUCAGCAAUAAAUGGAGAUAGAGAACGAGGAAGACAAUCCAGCAUUGGGUGAUUCUGGAGGAGACUUCGACUGCAACAUAUGCUUGGACCAGGUUCGAGACCCGGUCGUGACUUUAUGUGGCCACUUGUUUUGUUGGCCCUGCAUAUACAAGUGGACUAAUUCCUUCAACAAUUCAAGACAACGCGUCGAUCAAUACGAUAAGAAGGAAUCACCAAAAUGUCCGGUCUGCAAAUCCGAUGUCUCCGACGCUACGGUUGUCCCAAUUUACGGCCGGGGACAGAAAACUCCCCGGUCAGGUUCAAACAUACCGGACAGACCGGUUUAUGACUUGAGAAGAGUUGGUCAACGCUCUGGAGAAGGGGAAAGUCACCGGUACAUGUAUAGUAUGCCUGAUCCUGUAAUGGGUGUGGUAUGCGAAAUGGUAUACCGGAGACUAUUUGGAGAGUCUUCGAGCAACGUGUCACCGUACCGGCACGACCGUGACACGAGUCUCCGGUUGAGACGGCGGACAAUGCAGACGGAGGAGUCACUAAGUAGAGUCUACCUGUUCCUGCUUUGCUUCAUGGUUAUGUGUCUACUUCUCUUCUAAUUAUAAUGUCCUCUAAAUAUAUUAAAAUGAGUAUGCAUAUUAGCAUAUAUAUGGGUCUAAUUAAGAGUGUAUAUAUAUAUGUGUAUGUGUAAGAGUGUUGAAUCCUGAAAUUGUAUGAUGAGAACAUAAUAAAGUCCAGAUCAAGAAACGGCACCAAUUGGCAUUUGUA
This is a messenger RNA of Eutrema salsugineum, 1068 nucleotides long. Its product is annotated as E3 ubiquitin-protein ligase RMA2. Gene Ontology annotation, molecular function: metal ion binding; ubiquitin-like protein conjugating enzyme binding; ubiquitin protein ligase activity. Gene Ontology annotation, biological process: ubiquitin-dependent protein catabolic process. NCBI's taxonomy places the organism in Eukaryota, Viridiplantae, Streptophyta, Magnoliopsida, Brassicales, Brassicaceae. The record is from RefSeq and is a predicted model, not a curated record. Gene Ontology annotation, cellular component: endoplasmic reticulum. The transcript is spliced from 2 exons. The coding region runs from base 321 to 899 and encodes 192 amino acids.